GGCGGCGGCCGCGACUCGCGGCCCAUGGACGCCCCGCUGCCGCAGGAGUCGCCGCGCCGCGACACCGACGCUCCGCCGAACCCGCCGCCGCCGUCCCCGCUGCCGCCGCCGCUUCACCCGGCGCCAGGGAAACAGCGGGAGGAGAAGAAAACGGCGCUGAGCAAAGUGGUUAUUCGAAGGCUUCCUCCUUGUCUAACCAAGGAGCAACUGGAGGAACAGCUGCAUCCUCUACCUGCCCAUGAUUAUUUUGAGUUUUGCACUGCUGAUCCCAGCCUUUAUCCUCAUCUCUACUCAAGAGCAUACAUUAACUUUAGAAAUCCUGAGGACAUCCUUCUUUUUAGAGAUCGCUUUGAUGGCUAUGUCUUCAUUGAUAAUAAAGGUUUGGAAUAUCCUGCAGUGGUUGAGUUUGCUCCAUUCCAGAAGAUUUCAAAAAAGAAGCUGAAGAAGAAAGAUGCCAAAGCUGGGAGCAUUGAAGAUGAUCCAGAAUAUAGGAAAUUUUUAGAGAAUUAUUGUGCUGAUGAAGACAAGAUCUGUGCUAAUCCUGAGAUUCUUUUGGGAGAGAUUGAGGCCAAAACAAGGGAACUCAUUGCUAGAAGAACAACACCCCUUUUGGAAUAUAUUAAAAAUAGAAAAUUAGAAAAGCAGAGAAUACGAGAAGAGAAAAGAGAAGAACGAAGGCGGAGGGAAUUGGAGAAGAAACGUUUGCGGGAGGAAGAGAAAAGGAAGCGCAGAGAAGAGGAAAGACGUAAAAGAAAAGAAGUGGAGAAGCAAAAGAAGAUUUCUGAAAAAGAAAUAAGGAUCAAGCUUCUCAAGAAGCCUGAAAAAGGAGAUGAACUGGCCAUUGAAAAGCACAAAGAAAAAGGGGAAGAAGCUGACAUUGAGGAAAACAAAUGGGAUAAAUCACCUGGAUCUGGGAGUAUAAAAUCAAAAUCUUUGGAGAGUUCACUAAAAGAACUUAAAGAAAAGUCACAAAAUGAUAGUGACAAAGAGCAAAGAGAUUUGGAGAGAAGAUUUCGAGAAAAAGAACCUGAAAGACAAAGGAUCGUCCAGCCAUGCAGUUGUACCAGCCAGGAGCUCGCAUCCGAACACAUAUGGGACCUACAAGUAAAUCGUAUGACUGCAGUGGGAAAUCCUUUGAAGAUGCUCUUGAUAAAAAGUAUGAGGCAGAUAAUUCAGCUGGAGCUAGUUCUGAAAAGACUGAAGAAGCAGAAUAAAACAGUCUGGGGGAAAAGUCUUGUGGAAAGGAAUGAAUUUAAGAUUCAGCAUCAUCACAAAAAUCCAUUGGGCUGUUUCAGAAUUCCACAGGCAAUUGCAUCAACAAAAUAAUAAUAGCUCUGCCUCUUACUUUCUGUAAAAUAAAGGGAAGAGUGACUGGAGAUAUGUAAAAUAUCUUACAGCAAAGGAAUAUUGUUGCUUUUUUACAAAAAGCAGCUCAAGCACUCUUUGCUAAUUUAAAAGCAGUUCAAAUAUUUUAUUAGAUUUACUUUGAAAUAGAUGACCAUCUAACAAUUUUAAGGGAAUAUUUAUGUAAGACUUUAGAGAAGUUAUGUCAUCUUCUUGAGUCUAAAGAAAUUAAAUGUAAAUUUGCAUCAGUUUGAAAUCUGAGGCAUUUUACAUGUAUUUGGUGCGUGACAUGAGGGUCCACAGGACCCCUUCCUGCAAAUGGCAGGGGUGGGGGCUGCUGCAGGGUGUUGCGGACAAUUCAGUGGGACCAGCCCUGAGAUGAAGCUCUGGAGCCAGUGGUGUUUGCAGGAUGAGGCCCACAGUUUGCACAGUUGUGAGGAAUGUCCAGUGGUGUCUGUACCUCCUGGUGUUUACGUUGGUUUUCAAUUAACUGUAGUGUCAGAUAAGUGUUAGUAAAGCUCCAACUAUGUUGUUGGAGAAUUUGUCAUUUUCUGAGCCACUUUUGCCUUUUAUGUUUUAAUAGAUUCCUUGUGCUUAAAACAGAAGACAGCUAAUGCAAACAUCAGCACAUUAACAAUAAAUCUGUUUUUAAUUAAUUAGCUGGUUUUUAUCGUUCUGAUGCUGACUUUUGGACAAAAGUGUGGUUGUACAGUGAUGACUUUUUAUAUGCUAAUGUUUCAUGUAAGUGGCAGUAACAGGAUUUGGAAAAUGUAAAAUACAUGAGCAUUCUUCAGUUUUGUUUGUUAAAAAAUUAAACACACAUGAAUGUCACUUGCAAACUACCAUUUUGUAAGAUCCAGGCCAAAUUCUGCCCUCUAAGGCAGGCACAUAUACAUGCGUGUGUGUGGGUGUGGGUGUUUGUGUGUCUUCUGCUGGUUUCAAUGAUAGAUGUGUGUUUAUGAAAGGGCGAGAUAUGUUCAUUUAUCUUUCAUGGCUGAAAAUUUCUCAGUUGUCUAAAACUGAGACCUGCUUUGUUGUUGAAGUUAAAUAGUAAGAUAUUAUUUUUACAUCCUCUCUGAACAUUUUAUUAUUAAGCAUAACAUCUAAUUGUCCUAGACUGAAAAUUAUUUAUUGUAUUUUACCAGAUAUUAAGCAUUAAAUAGAAUAAAAGCAAAAAAGAUUUUGACUAUGCUUUUGAGAUGUGAUACUGUGCUAUUUUUUCAUCUAUUUCCAGAAAAAAAUAAGUAAGAUGCUAUUAUACUGCUUUGUGUGCUUCAGAAGCAGAUAAAAAUACAGUUGAGAAGAAUUUUAGUAUCAGGCUACAUAAGUCAGCUGCCAACUAAAAUUACUUCAAGAUUAAGUAAAACUGCUGCUAGAGAAUCAUCUGGGUUUAGCUCAACCUAAAGUUUAUCUCAUUUGCCAAGUUUAUCCUUACUGCAGGAGAAGGGAUUUUGUUGCGGUGUCCUGGCUGAGCACUGGGAGGGCAGCCUUUCCCCUCAGUGAAAAAUCCCGGCUUGAUCCAAGGAAACUCAUCAGGGAAAUUCUGCAGUAGAGCUGGGCAGAGCUGGGAUUUUCACCAGAUGAGGAUCUGCUCAAAAGCAUUUCCCACCUUUUUGGAUGCCCUGUGGGUGACUGGAGCAGGGGGUGUGUUUCACCUUUGAGAGGGACCAGCAGGACAAAGGAGCUGAGAUUUUGCACAUGCUCACAAGUUGAGUUUGAUAUCGUUUGGUUUUUGGGCUUCUCCAUUUGCACCCGAGUUCCUUGGUUAUGAGCACCUCUUGACAGUGUUACAGACAACUAACUAAACACAGGAAUUUUGCAGUAUUUUUCCAUUUGGGUCUUCAUAUUCAAACCUCAUCUCAGUAAAAACUGUCAGUGCUUAAACACUUGUGUCCAUCAGAUCAAGCUGGAGAUCCAGGACAAGACAGAAAUUCUUGCAGCCUUUUAACAAAUUGUUGUGUUCUUGUGAAUGCAGGCUCCUGCCCAAAGGGGAAGAGACAGAGAAUCUGCCCUUUGACUUAGA
This is a messenger RNA of Vidua macroura (Pin-tailed whydah), 3367 nucleotides long. It is a transcript of the gene UPF3A, whose product is annotated as UPF3A regulator of nonsense mediated mRNA decay. Gene Ontology annotation, biological process: positive regulation of translation; nuclear-transcribed mRNA catabolic process, nonsense-mediated decay. The record is from RefSeq and is a predicted model, not a curated record. Gene Ontology annotation, molecular function: telomeric repeat DNA binding. The transcript has 10 exons. Lineage: Eukaryota; Metazoa; Chordata; Aves; Passeriformes; Viduidae. The coding region runs from base 25 to 1326 and encodes 433 amino acids. Gene Ontology annotation, cellular component: cytoplasm; nucleolus.